Molecule: messenger RNA, 3025 nt
Organism: Styela clava
Lineage: Eukaryota; Metazoa; Chordata; Ascidiacea; Stolidobranchia; Styelidae
Product: protein inturned-like
Biological process (GO): vesicle-mediated transport; nervous system development; cilium assembly
Cellular component (GO): cilium; cytoplasm
Molecular function (GO): protein binding
Source: RefSeq, a predicted model, not a curated record
UACUCGCUGUUUAUUGUUUUAAAAUACGAGUGUUGUUGUCUCGGGGUUAGGUUUGCAGUUGACGGUGGAGAUUUUUUAAGAAUCGAUAGCUACGAUGUGGCGUUCUAAUGUUAAUGAGAGUGCAGAGAACAUUUCAGAUUUUGACGACAGUGAUACAUAUUCUAGUUCCGGAGCUGAUGAGUUUUCUGAUGAUUCAAACCCACCAUGGCAUGAUGAAAUAGAUGAUGAUGGAGAAUUAUUUUUUGUUGAAGAUGAGACAUCAGUACAUCAAACAGUGCAGCAAAAUAGAGAUGCUCGAAACAAAAAAUUUGACAACACAUUGUCAAGCACAGACCUGCACGGUACAGCAUCAAACGCUCCAUCCCAUCGACAAACCCAUUCAAUUAGCGCGAAUGAACGAAAAACAAUAAGAGAUGAAUACUUAGCUCAUCGGAAUCAGCAACAGAAUAGACAUCGGCAACAUGAUUCUUUCAGACUUCAUUCAGAUGAAAGCGAUAAUGAAUUUAAAACUGUCUUUGUUUGUGUGAACUCGGCGUCAUCGUAUGGAUCAGGUGAUUCAUCUUUGUUGAAACAAAUGCUUGGAAUCAUUUCUCUCAACAGUCUUAACGGAGGACAACAUUUUGCGAAGACUAGCGAUGAUAAAUCUAUUAUAAUCAGUGCAUUGUUACCUGAUGGGCCUGCUUUCAGAAGUGAAGCCAUUGAAAUAGGUGAUAUUUUACUCGCCAUUAACGAUGUUGCUGUUUAUCGAUCUAAUAUAGAGCAAGUACUCAGAAGGAUACCCCAGAGAAUGGAGUUAAAAUUGACAAUACAAUGUGAAAAAAUAAAUCCUACAACACCUGAAUUUGGACUUGCAUUGGAUAGCAACAAUUUGUUAUCUGACAGUGAACCAAAAUGUGUUCCUGUAUCUGUUCAACAUCUAAAGCCUUCUGUUACAAAUGAUACAGAUUUGCAAAUAGGUCCUCACAAUGCUGUGUUUUAUCUAACGUUAAAUGUUGAUUCUGAUACUGCGAAAGGAGAGGAAGAUAUUUUGUAUUCUUUCCCUACGAUAGAUAACUCAAGUACCAGAAAAUUAAAGUCUAUUCGUGGAAUUUUUACUACGCUUGCUGAUGUAACAACAGACGCAUUUAGGAGUGAAAUUUUAAGCUCAACCAUGUUUGUAAAUGAUGAAUUGGUUCACUGUGCUUAUUGUCAUCAUAAUUUAGAAGUUUUAAUCAUUUGUGUUCCUGCGUCUAAAUGUUCUUUGAAUGACUUGCAUAAGACCAUGUCAAAGAUGGUUAGACUUUUCAAAAUCAUGUUCGGAACAUUGUCCAGCGGUUUUCAAGAAAAGAAUCACUCUCGACUUAAUCACCUGUUUUAUCUCCUAUUUACGACAAAUGCUUGGUUAUCAAAUUCUCAAGAUACAAUAUCAAGACAAUUCAUCGACGGGAUUCGUUCUCUAUCUCUGCAUGAUGAAACAAUAAUCGAAGUUGAUAAUGCAUUGACUGAGUUUGAAGCUGCUGAUUUUGACGAUGGUUAUCACAGUAGAGGUUUAGCACGAAGACAAUUUUCAAUUCUCGGGUCAUGUCUAUUUUACAAAGGAUAUUUAAUCUCUAAUCAUUUACCGAAUGAUCAUCUGAAUGACGUCAACAUUUAUUGUCAAAGUUAUUGUCUUCUAGGGAAGUUAUGUGUCGGUCAACUUCUGAUAUGGAGAGAGAUUCACCCAAUGCACUCCGGCAAAACUUCAAAUACUGGUGAUUAUAAAGAAAUCAGUGGGAAAUAUUUUUAUCUUAUUGUUGGAAUUCGAAAUAGUCUACUCUGUAUAUUACUCGAAUCUGGAGGAUGUACUCUGUCAUCAGAUGGCAAAUCAGGACCUCCACCAUUAUAUGUGAACCAUGCUCGAGCAGCGAUUCUACAUUUGGAAAAUAUCAAAAUUCCACAAAGAAUUGAUGAACAUUUGUUCUCAAAAUCUAUUCCUGAAAUAUCCAGUGCAGAUUCCAUGAAAAAGAAGUCUGGAAGUUCGUUAUUUGGAACUUCUGUUCAUAAUAAGCCUCCAACUGGAUCUGGUGUUACUUCAUCGAGCGUUGUUUCAACGAACCAAGGAUCAAUCAAAUUCCCGUUUUCAUCUCCUAAAAAGUCGACAGCUGAUGGUAGCAGUCCAUUAGGAAAGACUGCUCAAGGAAGCCCAAAGUUGUUCAACAGAUUGGGAAGCCAAAAGUCCACUGGAUCACAAGGUUCUAUUGAAAACACAGAAUCACCAGUAAAGGGUGUUAAAUCGCUGACAUCAGCAUUUUCCACUGGGAAUUUACGCGAUAAUUUACCUCUUAUUUCAAGUGGGGCAAAGAAACCGACAGAAAAACCAAUAAGACUGGUCGCAGGUGUCAACAACACAUUAUUUCAUUUUGUCAAUUUGGAUGUUGGUUCUGGUACAAUACUAUCAUCCAGCGAUCAAGCAUUAUCAAAUUUCAAUGGUCCUUUUCACAAAAUAGUCUUGGAAAACUUUGAAAAUGCAAUGUCAAUGUUGCACGAAAGAUUAUCUUCGAGAUAUCGAAAGAAUGCAAACCAAAACUCUUAUGAGGAAGGAACUUUGUUUCAUUGUCAAAUGCCUGAUAUAAAUCCAGAAGGAAGUAAAAAAUCUUUGUCAUUUGUACAAUACUGGGUUAUCGGGAGAUUGAUGACGAAACCUAAAUUACGAGAGUUUUAUGUUUGCUAUCAUGAUUCUAUCAAACAGAAUACGAAGGAAAUGGUAUUCCGACUAGGAUUCGGAAUUGCGGCUUGAAUCGAUGCUACUUGAACUUGGGGUCAAUCAAACGUUCUUAGCAGUCCUAUAAAAAAGGCUGGCAUAUGCCAAUUGUUUUAAAUUAGCAUAUUUUAUUCUACCUGAAAAAAAAAAUUGCUUAAUAUUCUUUAAGAUAAUGUUUCUUUACUAACUAGCUGAAUUUUUCCAUGCAUGGGAAUGGUUUGUAUAAUACCGGCCAAUGCAUAGUACAUUGUCGAAUUCAUAUAUUUUUUAUAUCUUUAUACCAAAUACAUUUUUACAAGUAUCGUA